Messenger RNA from Pogoniulus pusillus (Red-fronted tinkerbird), 3859 nucleotides. It is a transcript of the gene KLHL5, whose product is annotated as kelch like family member 5. Gene Ontology annotation, molecular function: protein binding. The coding region runs from base 210 to 2336 and encodes 708 amino acids. The transcript has 12 exons. The record is from RefSeq and is a predicted model, not a curated record. Lineage: Eukaryota; Metazoa; Chordata; Aves; Piciformes; Lybiidae.
UGAAAAGCAGCUCCUCUUUGUAGGGAACAGCUGGAAUGCUGUUUCUAUAGAAAUGAGCUUUGCUAGCGUUUGCGAGAAGCACUUUGAUAAAUAACUGUGUUCUGAGCCAUGAUGGGUGAGCUUUUCAGGUUAAAACUAGCCCUUCCAGCAUUGUGGUUUCCAAGAAAGCUUGAUUUACUUCUGGCAACGAUCACUGGCUUUCACUAAGGAUGUCUGGUCCUCGUAAAGAGUUUGACGUGAAGCAGAUUCUAAAAAUCAGAUGGAGGUGGUUUGGUCAUCAGGCGUCAGCCCCUAACUCGGCAAUUGAAAACCACCAGGGAGACUUCUGGAAUAGAGGACAACAUGUAACAAGCACUUCUACCAAGUUUUUAGAUUCAGGUAACCUACCUUUAACAUCAGAUGGUUACAGAAGGUCCAGCCAACAGGAUUUCCAGAAUUCACCUUUCUGGCCAAUGGCAUCCAGCUCAGAAAUCCCUACAUUUGAAUUUGCAGCAGAAGACUGUGGAGGUGCACGUUGGCUUGACAGACAAGAAGCAGAUGAUAGAGCAAGUGAAGAAGAAAAUGAAUCGGACAGCAGUUCGUGCAGCAGAACUUCCAACAGCAGCCAUACCUUAUCAUCUUGUCAAACUAUGGAGCCCUGUGCCUCAGAUGAAUUCUUUCAGGCUCUCAACCAUGCUGAACAGACUUUCAAAAAGAUGGAGAAUUAUCUCAGACACAAACAGCUGUGUGAUGUGGUGUUAGUGGCUGGUGAUCGUAAAAUCCCAGCUCACAGAUUGGUUCUCUCCUCUGUUUCGGACUACUUUGCAGCAAUGUUCACUAACGAUGUAAGGGAAGCAAGACAGGAGGAGAUCAAGAUGGAAGGUGUGGAGCCAAGUGCAUUGUGGGCUCUGGUUCAAUAUGCAUAUACAGGUCGCCUUGAAUUAAAAGAAGAUAAUAUUGAGUGCCUGUUGUCUACAGCUUGCCUUCUUCAGCUGUCUCAAGUUGUAGAAGCAUGCUGUAAGUUCCUAAUGAAGCAGCUUCACCCCUCCAAUUGCCUUGGAAUCCGAUCUUUUGCUGAUGCACAGGGCUGCACUGACUUGCACAAGGUGGCUCACAAUUACACCAUGGAAAACUUCAUGGAAGUAAUUAGAAACCAGGAAUUUCUGUUGUUGCCAGCCACUGAAAUUGCAAAGCUUUUAGCAAGUGAUGACAUGAACAUUCCUAAUGAAGAAACUAUACUGAAUGCACUACUGACGUGGGUUCGACAUGAUCUGGAACAGAGAAGAAAAGAUCUCAGUAAACUCCUGGCUUACAUUAGACUGCCUCUGCUUGCUCCACAAUUUCUGGCAGAUAUGGAAAAUAAUGCACUCUUUAGGGAUGACAUUGAAUGUCAAAAACUCAUUAUGGAAGCAAUGAAGUACCAUCUGUUGCCAGAGAGACGACCUAUGUUGCAAAGUCCUCGCACCAAACCUAGAAAAUCUACAGUGGGCGUGCUGUUUGCAGUUGGAGGAAUGGAUGCAACAAAAGGAGCUACAAGCAUUGAGAAGUAUGAACUUCGUACCAAUAUGUGGACUCCUGUUGCAAACAUGAAUGGCCGAAGAUUGCAGUUUGGAGUUGCAGUCUUAGAUGAUAAAUUGUACGUCGUGGGAGGCAGAGAUGGACUGAAGACAUUGAAUACUGUGGAGUGCUACAACCCCAGAACAAAAACUUGGAGUGUAAUGCCACCUAUGUCCACUCAUCGUCAUGGUCUGGGAGUAGCUGUUUUGGAAGGUCCAAUGUAUGCUGUAGGAGGACACGAUGGCUGGAGCUACCUGAAUACAGUAGAAAGAUGGGAUCCACAGGCUCGUCAGUGGAACUUUGUAGCUAGUAUGUCAACUCCAAGGAGCACUGUUGGUGUAGCAAUAUUAAAUGGAAAGCUUUAUGCAGUUGGUGGUCGAGAUGGAAGUUCUUGUCUUAAGUCAGUAGAGUGUUUUGAUCCUCAUACGAACAAAUGGACCCUGUGUGCUCAGAUGUCAAAAAGAAGAGGUGGUGUAGGUGUAACCACUUGGAAUGGUUUCUUGUAUGCAAUAGGUGGCCAUGAUGCCCCAGCAUCAAACUUAACAUCCAGACUUUCAGACUGUGUAGAAAGGUAUGAUCCAAAAACAGAUAUGUGGACUGCUGUGGCCUCUAUGAGCAUUAGCAGAGAUGCAGUGGGAGUCUGUCUUCUUGGUGACAAGUUGUAUGCUGUUGGAGGAUAUGAUGGGCAAACGUACCUUAAUACAGUGGAGUCUUAUGAUCCCCAGACAAAUGAAUGGACACAGGUUGCACCAUUAUGCUUAGGAAGAGCUGGAGCAUGUGUUGUGACUGUGAAACUGUAAAUGAUUUUGUCUAUGAAGGUGAUGUUCUCCUCUGUAGACUCAGAGGAUUUAUUUUUUCCCACAGCAAAUUACCAGUGCACCAAUGAAGACAAGGUGCGGGAUACCUACCAUGGGGAAGUGUUUGGUCUCAAGUUGACACGUUCAUGUUGUUCCUAAAGACUGAAACAAAGCACUUUUAAGAAAGAAAUAAUCUUUGUUACCUAUGUUACAUAAAUCUUAUUUGUAAGAAAAUCAGCUGCAACCUGCCAGUUUCAAGCAGGGGACUUCUGUUUAGGAAGUGCUAAGAAAUUAGUGAACUCAUUAUAACAAAAUGUUGUAGAUCCAGAGCUGUGAUCACCCAAACAUGGAGAGGAAUGAUGUUGUCGAUGGAUAUACUUCCACUGGUAUAAUUAAGUCUGUCUCUGAGUGAAACAAGUUACAGGACUGGAUCCCUUGUAUUUAAUUUGCUGGUAUUAAACAUGUUUGGCUGUAGGUCUCUGAGCUGCUACAGUGCAGGUUGACAAGCCAAUGCAAACCAUUGUAAAUGGCAGGCUUAGCACCUGCCUUGGAAAUGAAGUUGUAUAUUUGAUGAAUCUUUUGCACUUUUAUUAUCAUUCCUAGUUUAGCAAACUUUUUAUUUAACCAAAGCCUUAUUUUAAAUAUUGUCUUAUUAUGCUAACAGAAACCUGCUAUUUAAUGAUUUCUGCCAGAGGUUGUUCUUUUCACAUCCAGCAUACUACUUGGAUUUUCAAAGUUUUUGUGAGAUACAGAACAUCAUACCUCUAUCUCUGCUUUUUUGUUCCUAUAUCUACUUUGCUAUUUUACAGGGAGAGGAGGGGGGGGAAUCUAUAAGCAUGAACUAUUGGAGGAAAUCUAAAGUGUGAUUCAAAGUUAACCAAUUUAAGUUUAGUAUUUGCACUUCAGAUUUUGUGAAGCAUUCCAUUCCAUCUAGACUAAUUCCAUUUUUACGUGAGGCUUUGCACUAAUUUGAAAAGAAAUCUAUACUUUUAUAAGAUGAAGUGAGACAAUUGUCUGUCUUUCCAGUAAGGUUACACCAAAAUGCAAAGGGCCCAGUCCUGCAAGAAACUCCACCAUUUAAGCACAUACAGCAUCUUACAAGGGAGUUCUGUGUGCCUCGCAGGAUUGUAUCAGAUUAGUUACCUUCUUUAACAGUCUAAUUUUUUUCAGAUGCUUUAUAAUUUGCCUUUUCUGAGCCCCCGUGCUGUUACAGAGGAUUGCUUUGAAUGGUCUGAAUGUUCUCAGAAAGUCUUUUUGUAUUUGCUUUUCUGUGCCUUGUUCCUUAUGUUUCCAGAACCAUAGGUGGUAACGUGUGUUUGUAAUGGGAAAGGGGAAGAUGUGAGCUCAUUGAAUGUUUUCCAGAAGUUUUGAAGCAUCUGAUACCCCAAGUCUUUGUACCUUUGUAAUUUAAGAUGUGUUAAUGCUCUCGGUGAACUAUUUAUUGUUUCAAAAGAAAUUACUAAGCAGUGAAACUUUGCGAUGAAACCUGCACUGUUCGCAUUCGAAUACAGCUGAAGUUAAACACA